Messenger RNA from Linum tenue, 1767 nucleotides. The record is from the annotation of a GenBank genome assembly. NCBI's taxonomy places the organism in Eukaryota, Viridiplantae, Streptophyta, Magnoliopsida, Malpighiales, Linaceae.
CUUAUGAUGGCAUUCAUUUUGUUAUCCUUUCCCUCGUUUCCUGGUCGCCUCCUCACUGUUUAGUAACCACUACUGGUUGAUACUCUUCUUGGUAAGUCUCUCCCCAUAUGCUAACUUUAGCUUCCCAUCCAGCUCGGAAACAACAAUGGGUGAUGCCUUCCCAUGGCAGUCCGGUUUCCAGUAUCAGCAUGUUUGGCCUGAACUGGAAUUUGGGUGGCAAGUAGUGGUGGGGACUGCAAUUGGGUUCCUUGGAGCAGCGUUUGGAAGUGUCGGGGGCGUUGGUGGCGGCGGGAUAUUCAUUCCCAUGCUUACUCUCAUCAUUGGGUUCGAUCCGAAAUCUGCCAUCGCCAUCUCCAAGUGUAUGAUCACUGCCGCUGCGAUUUCAACUGUCUACUACAAUCUCAAGCUGAGGCACCCGACUCUGGAUCUUCCCAUCGUGGAAUAUGAUUUGAUACUGCUGAUUCAACCCGUGCUGCUGCUGGGAAUCAGCAUUGGAGUCACUUUCAACGUUGUAUUCCCUGAUUGGAUGGUCACGAUUCUUCUCAUCAUUCUGCUCUUAGCAACGGCGGGAAGGGCAUUUGUCAAGGGUCUUGAACUCUGGAACAAGGAGGCUGCUUUGGAACCAGCAGGUGAUGGUGGGGAGGUGGGAGAGUACAAGCAGCUUCUAGGAGGGCCAGACCAAGGAGCAACGACAGGAAAUAUUUCAACUCCCAAAAUACGAGAGGUUUCCAUUGUUGAGAACAUUCGGUGGAAGGAACUUGGACUUGUGACUUUCGUCUGGGUCUCCUACGUCGCCUUGCAGAUCGCCAAGAACUACACAGCCACUUGUUCAAUGGAGUACUGGGCCCUGAACUUGCUCCAGAUCCCAAUCUCGGCCAGUGUGUUCUUGUAUCAGGCAACUGCCCUGUACAAAGGGACAAAGAAGAUAGCAUCCAAGGGAGAAGGAGCAACGACCUUGAAGCUAAAGCAGCUGACUUUGUUCUCCAUUUGUGGGUUGUUUGCUGGUAUCGUUGGUGGGCUGCUUGGAUUGGGUAGUGGAUUUGUGAUGGGUCCUCUGUUUCUUGAACUGGGCAUUGCUCCUCAGGCAAGCAUUUCUAUCAUCUGCCAUGAAUCUGCAAAAAAAUUGCAGCUUUUUUCACCUUUCGGCAAUCUGGUUGUUAGUGCUACAGCAACUCUGGGAAUGGCGUUCUCUGCAUCCAUGUCUGUGGUGGAAUACUACCUUCUCCAUCGCUUCCCUGUCCCUUACGUUCUGUAUCUUGUUGCAGUGUCCAUUUUAGCAGCCUAUAUUGGGCAGCACUUAAUCAGCGCAGUUGUGGGAUGGACAGGCAGGGCAUCGCUCAUCAUAUUUGUGCUCUCCUUUACAAUCUUCAUCAGUGCAAUAACGCUAGGUGGAGUUGGGAUCACAAACCUGGUUGAGAAGGUAGAGAAAGGAGAGUACAUGGGUUUUGAGAAUCUCUGUUUGUAUCAACCAUAGAGGAUUUGUGUGUUUCUAGAUUAAGUGGGAUUUGGGCCCAGGCCUCAUUAUAUAGUGUUCAUUCUUUUGUUUAUGGGCUCUUGGGAUUCUUAGUUUUUUUGUAAACACAAACCAACACUUUGGCUAUUUAUUGUGUUUCAUUGUUGUAUGUUGUCUACAUGUCAAACACCAAGUAGAAGGUAUUCUGAGUUUAUGAUGUAAAUUGUUUGGGGCCUCCUACAACAAUUUGGACUCAGCUUUGUUGGUGACUUGUUUGAUCUUUUUCCGUAUUGAGUGUCUUUUCAUUUUUAGAG